Molecule: messenger RNA, 525 nt
Organism: Rhagoletis zephyria (snowberry fruit fly)
Lineage: Eukaryota; Metazoa; Arthropoda; Insecta; Diptera; Tephritidae
Source: RefSeq, a predicted model, not a curated record
AUUGCCUCCAUCGAACUGGACCGGCUUACCUCUACCUCCUCCUUCACCACCGUCACCUCCUCGGGCGACUGUCGCUCGUCAUCGUCAUCGGCGGCGUCCUGCUCGACGGCCACCACGGCGGCCACCACCACCACAGCUGCUCCUGCUGCUGCCAACACUGUAAACGGAAAUCAAAGCAGCACAAAUGCUUCAGCACAGGCCAACGCCUCUUCAACUACCUCUUCCACGCCCACCUCAUCCUCAUCUUCUUCGGCGGCCGCUCGCGCCACCGCGGCGGCCUUUGCGGAGCGCGUCCGCGCGGCCUCAGCGGCCGUCACCUCCGGCGACCUCACCGGCGCCGUCCGCCUCUAUACCGAGGCGCUGAAGCUGGACUCGAGCACGAAUGCGCACAUUCUCUACGGCAACCGCUCGGCCGCCUACUGCCGCCUGGGCAAGUACAAGCGGGCGCUGCAGGACGCCAUCAAGGCGAGGCAGCUCAACCCUAGCUGGAGUAAGGCCUACUACCGACAGGGCAUGGCGCUACAG